Haliotis rubra (blacklip abalone) is the source of this 924-nucleotide messenger RNA. RefSeq names its product pollen-specific leucine-rich repeat extensin-like protein 3. The record is from RefSeq and is a predicted model, not a curated record. The transcript has 2 exons. NCBI's taxonomy places the organism in Eukaryota, Metazoa, Mollusca, Gastropoda, Lepetellida, Haliotidae. The coding region runs from base 1 to 924 and encodes 307 amino acids.
AUGUACAACCACUACACGACGCCUUCCAUCACACAGUCCACCGACACCACCACCACACAUCUCACUCCAUCACACAGUACACAAUGCACCACCAUUUCACGACAUCCCACCAUCACACAGUCCACCGACACCACCACUACACGACAUCCCGCCAUCACACAGCCACCGACACCAACACUACUCGACAUCCCGCCAUCACACAGACAUCCCACCAUCACACAGUCCACCGACACCACUACAGGACAUCCCGUCACACAGUACACCGACACCAUUAAUACAGAACAUCCCACCAUCACACAGUCCACUGACACACCGAUACAUGACAUCCCAUUGCCAUCACACAGUCCACCGACACCACUGCUACACAUCCCACCAUCACACAGUCCACCGACACCACUGCUACAGGACAUCCCACCAUCACACAGUCCACCGACACCACUGCUACAGGACAUCCCGCCAUCACACAGUCCACCGACACCACCACUACAUGACAUUCCGCCAUCACACAGUCCACCAACAUCACCACUACAGGACAUCCCACCAUCACACAGUCCACCGACACCACCACUACAUGACAUUCCGCCAUCACACAGUCCACCAACAUCACCACUACAGGACAUUCCGCCAUCACACAGUCCACCGACACCAUUAAUACAGAACAUUCCGCCAUCACACAGUCCACCAACAUCACCACUACAGGACAUCCCACCAUCACACAGUCCACCGACACCUCCACUACAGGACACCCCGCCAUCACACAUUAAACCAACACCACCACUUCAAGACAUCCCACCAUCACACAGUCCACCGACACCACCACUACAGGACAUCCCGCCAUCACACAGUAAAACAACUCCAACACUACAUGACAUCCCACCAUCACACAGUCCACCGACACCAUUAAUACAGGACAUUCCGCCAUAA